AUGGAUAACUGUGCCUUCACUAAAAGAGAGCAUUUGUGCGAGAUCUCUGCAGAUGACAGUGAGAGAAAGAAGCAGGUGUCAGAUGAGGAGACGGAACAGAACAAGCUGUCCUACAGUGUAACUGACGUGCCCCCCUGGUACCUCUGCAUCAUCCUUGGGACUCAGCACUAUCUGACAGCAUUUGGGGGGAUCAUUGCCAUUCCCCUGAUUUUGUCGAAGGAGUUGUGUCUGGAGCAUGACACCCUCACCCAGAGCCACCUGAUCAGCACCAUCUUCUUUGUGUCAGGGCUAUGCACUCUGCUUCAGGUCACAUUCGGGGUGAGGUUACCUAUUCUCCAAGGGGGAACCUUCACCUUCUUGGCCCCAUCCCUCGCCUUGCUGUCAAUGCCUCAAUGGAAGUGCCCAGCCUGGACUCAAAAUGCCAACCUUGUCAACACCAGCUCACCAGAGUACAUUGAAGUGUGGCAGUCCAGGAUUCGAGAGCUCCAGGGAUCCGUCAUGGUCGCAUCCUGUUUCCAGAUCUUUGUGGGAUUCUCUGGUCUCAUCGGUCUCUUUAUGAGGUUUAUUGGACCCCUCACGAUUGCGCCGACCAUCUCUCUCAUUGGAUUGUCCCUGUUUGACUCGUCAGGGAACGAUGCAGGCAAACACUGGGGGAUCUCCGCCUUGACUGUCAGUAUCAUUGUGUUGUUCUCACAGUACCUCCAUCAUAUCCCUGUACCGAUGCCUGCUUACAGCAAGACCAAGAAGUUUCAUUCUUCCAAGAUUUAUGUCUUUCAGAUUCUACCGGUGCUGGCAGGAAUCACUAUGUCCUGGCUGAUCUGUUACAUCCUCACAGCAUACAGGGUCCUGCCAUCGGACCCAAAGGCAUAUGGCUACUGGGCACGGACAGACCUGAAAGGGGAUGUGCUGGGCCAAGCACCUUGGUUCCGCUUCCCAUACCCAGGUCAGUGGGGCAUACCAACAGUCAGCCCUGCAGGGGUGUUUGGGAUUCUGGCGGGGGUGAUUUCCUCCAUGAUAGAGUCUGUCGGUGACUACCAUGCCUGUGCUCAUCUCUCAGGUGCCCCUCCCCCACCCAUAAAUGCAAUCAACCGAGGAGUAGGCAUGGAAGGAAUUGGCUGUCUGAUGGCAGGAGCAUGGGGCACAGGCAAUGGGACCACCUCCUAUAGUGAAAACGUGGGGGUGCUGGGCAUCACCAAGGUGGGCAGUCGGAUGGUGAUUGUUACUAGUGGCUUCCUGAUGAUUUUUAUAGGAAUGUUUGGGAAAGUUGCGGCUAUUUUCACUACAAUCCCAACACCUGUCAUAGGGGGUAUGUUCUUUGUGAUGUUUGGAAUGAUCACUGCUGCUGGAAUUUCAAACCUACAGUGUACUGAUAUGAACUCAUCCCGGAAUAUCUUUAUAUUUGGAUUCUCCAUGUUCACUGGGCUGGCGAUUCCCAAUUGGGUAUUUAAGCACCCUGGGGCCAUUGUGACAGGUGUGACAGAGCUGGAUCAGGUGCUUCGGGUUCUGCUGACGACCAGUAUGUUUGUGGGCGGCUUCUUUGGCUUUGUCCUGGAUAACACUAUUCCAGGGUCAAGGAAGGAGCGUGGCAUCCUCGUCUGGAAGGAAGCGCAGCAGCAGUCUGGCAAGACUCUGGAGAGUGAGGAGGUGUACAGCUUGCCCUUUGGGAUCGGGUCGUGCUUCUGCACUGAAUCUUGGGUUCAGUAUAUACCCUUCUGCCCCAAACCAGCUGGGACUGGCAGUGGCAAUGUAGGAAACAACGAGGACACAAUCAUGGAGAAGACUGGCCAGGCACUACCAAACAGAGAUACUCGGCUAUAG
Polyodon spathula (Mississippi paddlefish) is the source of this 1818-nucleotide messenger RNA. RefSeq names its product solute carrier family 23 member 1-like. Gene Ontology annotation, molecular function: transmembrane transporter activity. Lineage: Eukaryota; Metazoa; Chordata; Actinopteri; Acipenseriformes; Polyodontidae. The record is from RefSeq and is a predicted model, not a curated record. The transcript is spliced from 12 exons. Bases 1 to 1818 code for a protein of 605 amino acids. Gene Ontology annotation, cellular component: membrane. Gene Ontology annotation, biological process: transmembrane transport.